AGGGGUCCAUACACCCUUUACUGGAGAAGAAGAGAGCUUUUCAUCUUUCUGUUCCUCCUUUCUUUCUCUCCUUUUAUAUACAUAUAUAUAAGUGCAGUAUAUUCAAGGAGAUUAUGGGUGCAUCAUUCAAAUUGGACUCAGCAACGCCUGCUGACAUUGACGCAAUAGCACAAAUCUCUGGCGACGCAUUUCUCAAUGAUACUCACACUCUUCUAAAGGCCGUAUGGCAAGGCGAGAACAACCAUCGCGAUGGCACUAAACAAGAUCUAGUGGGGCUCUUUGGUAAGCCAAAUGUCGACAUCAUUGUAGCUCGGCAACAUGGUGUUGAUCAUAAUGAUGAUAGAGGAGAGAUCCUUGGAUUCGUUAUCUGGGCAACAUGGGGAUAUCCCGAGAAGAAUCAAAUACCCAUGAAACACAACAACAACAAUAGCAACCAAGGAUCCUCAUUUGCACCUUCAUCUACAACAGCAGGCACAACAACAUCAAGAGAGCUUCCUCUGCCUCCACCUCCACCUCCACCUCCAUCUCCUGUUCUUCCUCUAUCACCAUCUUCACCACUCACAAUCGGUGAGUUAAGGCAAACCACCAACAAUGCCAUGGUCCACUACUCGAAAUAUAUAAUGGUCCCUGGUAUUAAAUGUCGCUAUAUCUAUGGCAUCAGUGUUGCGCCUGCUUAUCAAGGCCAAGGAAUUGGAUCUGCUCUCUUGAAAUGGGGCACAGAUAAGGCAGAUGAGGAAGGUGUGUCCUGCUGGGUGAGUUCAUCUAUGAGUGGGUGGCCUGCCUUCGCAAAGGCUGGCUUUGUCGAGGUCGGACGGCUUGAGCUAAACCUUGAUGAUUAUGCACAAGGGAUCAAAAGGAAGAUCAGGAGUGGUGAGGAUAGCGUUGUAAAGAGAGAGGAGGAUUGGGGAACAUAUAUUUGGAGAUGGAUGAGAAGGGAUCCGACAGAUACGCAAUAACAUAUGAGAUUGUAUCUGCGUAAAUCAAUGUGUUCCUCGUGCCUUUAGACUAAGCGCUUCAAAG
Lobosporangium transversale is the source of this 1020-nucleotide messenger RNA. Its product is annotated as acyl-CoA N-acyltransferase. Gene Ontology annotation, molecular function: acyltransferase activity, transferring groups other than amino-acyl groups. Bases 114 to 956 code for a protein of 280 amino acids. NCBI's taxonomy places the organism in Eukaryota, Fungi, Mortierellomycota, Mortierellomycetes, Mortierellales, Mortierellaceae. The record is from RefSeq and is a predicted model, not a curated record. The transcript has a single exon.